AAUACGACAUUCAUCACAUAGCAACAUUUUUGUAUCACAAUGGAGAGAGUAACAAAGAUGAUUUCAGAGAGGCCAGUGGUGAUAUUCAGCAAGAGUUCAUGUUGUAUGAGUCAUACCAUAAAGACACUUUUUUGUGACUUUGGUGUGAAUCCAGCUGUUUACGAACUUGAUGAGAUAUCAAGAGGGAGAGAGAUUGAACAAGCACUUUCAAGACUUGGUUCUUCUCCAUCUGUUCCAACUGUUUUCAUUGGCGGUGAGCUUGUUGGUGGAGCCAAUCAAGUCAUGAGUCUUCAUCUUAAUCGUUCUUUGAUUCCAAUGCUUAAAAAAGCUGGAGCUCUUUGGGUUUAAUUUAAUCAAUAUAAUAGAGAAAGAGAGAGAGAGAGAGGCAGAAUAUAGAUAAGAUGAGUUUAAUAUUAUAGAGUUUAUAGCACUAGGUAAUAGUGUUAUAAGUCUAACUUAAAUGAUAGAUUUUGGGUUCUUUAAGGACAAGGUUCUUGUACCGCCACUGCACUACAUGGGAAAUCGAGUCUUCCGUUUAGCCUCCCUUUUUUGGGGCUAAAUGUAAUACAUGAGUUGAUGUACGAUAAUAUAUAAACUAUAUGGAUGGAUCAUAGAUGAGUUGUUUUUUUUGUAUUAAUGUUUUUUUUUUUGGGAUAUUAGUGUUAUACAUGUGAAAUUCAUUAAUUUAAUAACUAGUUCAUCU
Molecule: messenger RNA, 703 nt
Organism: Vicia villosa (hairy vetch)
Lineage: Eukaryota; Viridiplantae; Streptophyta; Magnoliopsida; Fabales; Fabaceae
Product: monothiol glutaredoxin-S2-like
Exons: 1
Coding region: 40-348 (102 amino acids)
Source: RefSeq, a predicted model, not a curated record